AGUCUCUGCGUUAAAAGUUGGUGUAUUAGGUUAUUAAGGCCCAUUGGGCUUACAAGUCAAAUCCAGUAGCUAUAAGUUUUUUUACAAAAAGCGAGGGGAAACAAAACUGGGCCGUGUGCGAAACCCUAGAUACAUGUAUAAAGCAGAAGCCCUACUAUAGUAGUUAGGGCUUCUUCAUCCUCUUCGCGGCUUAGUCGUCAGCACCUUCUGAAGAUCCCUAAUCAUGGCUGUCGGGAAGAACAAGAGGAUCUCCAAGGGUCGUAAAGGAGGCAAGAAGAAGAUUGUUGAUCCUUUCUCCAAGAAGGAUUGGUAUGACAUCAAGGCCCCCUCUAACUUCAAACAGAGAAAUGUUGGCAAGACUCUUGUUUCUAGGACUCAGGGUACCAAGAUUGCCUCUGAGGGGUUGAAACAUAGAGUUUUUGAGGUUUCACUUGCUGAUCUCCAAGGUGAUGAGGAUCACUCUUACAGGAAGAUCCGUCUCAGAGCUGAGGAUGUCCAGGGCAGGAAUGUCUUGACCCAGUUCUGGGGUAUGGACUUCACAACCGACAAGCUGAGGUCGUUGGUGAAGAAGUGGCAGACGUUGAUUGAAGCCCAUGUCGAUGUGAAGACCACUGACAGCUACACGUUGAGGUUGUUCUGCAUUGGUUUCACCAAGAGGCGUGCUAACCAGGUCAAGCGUACUUGUUAUGCUCAAUCCAGCCAAAUCCGCCAGAUUCGCAGGAAGAUGAGUGAAAUCAUGGUGAAGGAGGCUUCGUCUUGUGACCUUAAGGAGCUUGUGGCCAAGUUCAUCCCUGAGGCCAUUGGGAGAGAUAUUGAGAAGGCCGUUCAAAGCAUCUAUCCCUUGCAGAACGUGUUCAUCCGCAAAGUUAAGAUCCUAAAGGCUCCCAAGUUUGACCUUGGAAAGCUCAUGGAGGUGCAUGGAGACUACACAGCAGAGGAUGUUGGUGUGAAGGUAGACAGGCCAGCUGAUGAGACAGUGGCUGAAGAGCCAACUGAAAUCAUCGGAGCUUAGAGGAUUAUAGAUUUGUUUCUCUUUCGUUGGAAAAAAAACUAAUGUUUAUGUCGCCAUUGUUGUGAGAGUUCUUUUUUGUUUAGAGAAGAACUCUACUUCAGUGGUCACUGGUUUUGAACUCGUUUUUUGUAUGGAUGCUUUAUUUUUUACUUUUCUUAACAUGUUUCAUUCCAUAGUU
Molecule: messenger RNA, 1190 nt
Organism: Brassica oleracea var. oleracea
Lineage: Eukaryota; Viridiplantae; Streptophyta; Magnoliopsida; Brassicales; Brassicaceae
Product: 40S ribosomal protein S3a-2-like
Exons: 7
Coding region: 224-1012 (262 amino acids)
Biological process (GO): translation
Cellular component (GO): ribosome; cytosol
Molecular function (GO): structural constituent of ribosome
Source: RefSeq, a predicted model, not a curated record